AUGAAAAGUGAGGAAGUUCUUCCCCCAACCAGCCCAAUCGAAGUAACAUUCGGCUUCGAACUCGAAUUCGCCAUCGCAUCGGUGCCAGAUCAGUACCUCGAUCCCAAACCGAAUGAUCCUCGACAGGCGCACGGAAUCACCAGACCGUCGGAUUACCCAAAUGAAUUUCUUCCUUACAUAUGCCCUCCAACUAUAGUGGAGGACGACGAGGAACAAGAAGACUGGGGUCCAGAAUGGUACGUGCAAUUACAUGCUUUACAAGAAGGCAUUGCCAAAGUCCUAACCGAGAAUGGACUCCCAGCUAUUGCUGAAUUCGAGCACGAAGAUCCCUCGAAAUCCGAAAACCCUCAAAUCAAGGAUUUAAAUCUCUGGGUAAUCUCCAUGGAUCGUACUAUCACCCAUGGCUUCGGUGACCCCGAAAAUAUUAACUACUAUUGGUGGCCAAUUGAAAUCCAAAGUCCAGCAUACGCCUACAACGAAGAAAAUAAACUAAAGGUAAGAGCUGUGCUUCAAACUCUCGACAAAGUUUACAGGACUAAGUGUGAUUUAAGCGCAGAUAUUCACGUUCAUAUCGGUAAUGGGCAAAAGGGGUUUGAUGCCCGCACGGUUAGGAACUUCAUGGCUUUUGUUUGGACUUUUGAAAACCAACUUGCAACGAUCCAUCCCCCUCAUUACAUGUCAGAAGAAGCAUUUUCAAGACCGGUGAGAACACACAGUAGGCUUGCAAUGGUAGAAGGUAUGUAUGUAGAGAAGUUAAUAGAGGAAGAAAGAGAAGAAGAGAUACAAGGGAUUAAAGAUAAUUACGUCAUAGACACCAUCAUGGAGCAAGUAUCAGUUGACAGACUUGUAAUAAUGCUAUCAAGUCCAUUUCUGAAUGAAAACCGCCUCACGAAAAGACUCACAUAUUCCAUCUGCAACCUAGAAACCAACAAGGAAAAGGUGAAAAAGACCAUCGAAUACAGACAGCACAAAUCAACCUUAGAUGACGAGGAAGUAUAUCACUGGAUCACCGUCUGCAGAACUAUAGUCCAUUUCGCCAGUACAGUAGACGAAGACCUAUUAAAAGAAUUCUGUAAAGAACAUCUCCACGACACCGUAGACGAAUUCACCAUCGUUGAAGUACUCAUGGCCAUUAGUCUUCCCGCGCAAGCUUACUACUAUGGAAUGAGAGUCCGGGCUGAAAAAACGUAA
Sclerotinia trifoliorum is the source of this 1191-nucleotide messenger RNA. The record is from the annotation of a GenBank genome assembly. NCBI's taxonomy places the organism in Eukaryota, Fungi, Ascomycota, Leotiomycetes, Helotiales, Sclerotiniaceae.